AGAAACGAAAGUAGGCCGAAAACAAAAUGUCAGAAACUCCGCCAGUCGCGAGACCGUGUGAAUUUUUAUAUGGAAUCUCUCUGGACUCUGCGGUUGGUUGUUCGUUUGAAGAAAAUAAAUACAAUUUGCAACAUUUACGUGCUCAUGGCUACCGAAAAUGGCCUUCGAGUUAGGAGAAAGUGAUUUUGUUCGAUUAGUUUUCCAAAUUGUGUAUGAAAUUGUCCGAUGAAAUCACAAGGUCGCUCUUAAAACAUGGGAAACGAAGCAGAACCAGGAAGCAGUCCAGACGCUGCCUCAGACAUUGAGAAUAUUAUGAGUAUGAGAAACUUAUCGUUAUACAAUGAAAACCAGUUUAGCAAGAAGACCAGCUGCACCAAACAACCGAGGCCAAUGGUUUACGCAACAGAGCUAACCGAUUGCUUGGGGCUAGAUUGCGAGUUUGUCGGCACGGGAAAAACCGGCAAAGAGCACAUGCUGGCCAGGGUGUCGAUAGUGAACGACCGGGGAGAAGUGGUACUGGAUAGCUACGUCAAACCACAGAAGGCCGUGACCGACUUCCGGACAGAGAUUAGCGGUAUCCGGCCAGAACUGAUGGACUCCGGUCAAGAUUUUGCCUCGGUUCGUGAAACUGUUAGGGUUCUGAUUCAGGGACGCAUACUUGUUGGCCACGCGCUUAAAAACGACAUGCUGGUGCUAAAUUUACGACAUCCGCGACGUAUGACCAGAGACACAUCUCGCUACAAACCUAUUGCUCGGAGGAUACGAGCCCUCGGUACUCCAAGUUUGAAGAGCUUGGCCAAGUUGAUAUUGGGAGAGGAAAUUCAAAACGGUGUACACGACUCGGUUCAAGAUGCCACUGCCACGAUGAAGAUCUAUCUGAUUUUCCGAGAUGAAUGGGAGAAAUCCAUGAAGAAGACUAAGCGCAUUCGUAGAUGACAAAAGAAGAGAGGAAGAAAGACGUAAACGAGAAGUGCUAUUUUGUUUAGAAGAUUGGCGGGAUAGAUAGAUUUCGAAUGUAAACUUAUCGAUUGUAUAAUAGGAAUAUUUUAAAGCUGAAUUGGAAUAUAAUUUAUGUACAAUGACUUA
Molecule: messenger RNA, 1086 nt
Organism: Aedes albopictus (Asian tiger mosquito)
Lineage: Eukaryota; Metazoa; Arthropoda; Insecta; Diptera; Culicidae
Product: RNA exonuclease 4
Exons: 4
Coding region: 253-936 (227 amino acids)
Biological process (GO): rRNA processing
Cellular component (GO): nucleus
Molecular function (GO): nucleic acid binding; 3'-5' exonuclease activity
Source: RefSeq, a predicted model, not a curated record